CAUGAAUCUACUCUGGGAAAAAAAAUGUGAAUUUCUGUCUUUGUCACCAUGCCUAUGACAAAGGGUUGAUUCUCUUUCUAUGAAUGAUGGUAUUUUUAAAUUCUAGAUGCACAUUCUUCAAUGUUUCAUUUAGUCAGUGAGGUCUAAAGUCUGACCAGUAAUUAACAAUAAAUCAGCAGGACUGAUGUGGCUCAUAAAGGGUGUUCGAUGAUUAUCACCUCUGAUAGUGAUAAUCAUGAGAAACCCAUGAUUGGUCUCUAUCUGUGGGUCUGCUGCUGCUGCCGCCGUGGGGGAGGUGAGCAGACAUUGAACUCCCCACUCAAGCCAAACCACAUGUGAGCUCAUGAAGAGGGACUUAACAAUGGUAUUUUUCUGCAGAGGAGCGGGAAAAAAAAAGUGAAAGCAGGGGCAUUCAUUGCUGGGCCAGGAGGGGGGCUGGUCAUGGGGCUUUGAUUCCGUGCAACCAAUGGAUGAUCCCAUCUGAAAUAGGCGAGGGGAGGCCGAAUCUCUGGCAAAACGUGAGCCAUUCAGAAAACAUGAACUGUUUGACUUCACACAGCCGGGACCCUCUAAUUAAACAAUAACAUACAGUUUGACAUAGAUAUGGUUGUCUAGUUUUAUGUUUGUUUGAGGCAAAGAGGAGUCAGUUGUUAAUUCCUAACAUGAACAUAAAGUGCUGGUAGAUUAGAACACAUGGAAUGAAUUCACACUGUGUGAAUGUGUUUAAGCAUGGAGGCUCAGUAGGGAAACAAAGGUAUUUUUGUCACUGUGAAAUACUAUCAUGUAGAUUUUCCAGCAAAGUUGCUGCGCACCAUUACUGGGCUGAACACCACAUGUGGAGAGUCAAAACAUUUAACCGCAGCAGCAGGAUUACUCAUGGAAGUUUGGCUGUUUGCUGAAAUCGUCCCAGGCUCCAACAAGAGUAUAAAGUUUAAACUUACACAGAGCAGAUGUCUCCAGGGCAGCAUGAUCAAAUGCAAUGACAACAGUACAGACAUUUGAAAGCCAACAAACAAAAAAAUGAUCCAUCAUGGUUAUUGAUUCUUGUGGAUUUGACCUCUAAUGGCUUGUGGGCUGAGCUCAAGAAGCAUUACAAGAUUCAUUUGAACCCCACAGCAAAUGUCUCAUUUGUGAAAGUGAAGGGAUGUUCAUAAAUGACUCCUUGUAAAACAAAGAACAGACUUUGAAGUCCUCACAUACAUAGCCCUUAAUGACCAAGCUCCAUCUGAUCUUAAAAGACCUCAUAGCUGCCUUUUAUCCCUAUAGAGAACUUUGCUCUCAGAGUGCAGAGGCUGAUUUGUGGUUCUCAGAGUUUCCAGGCAGAGCUUCAGCUACAAGCUAGUUUACUAUAAAACCAGCACCUAAAUUUACUUUUUAAUGAAGACAAGUCUACAAACUGACUCCAAAGCAUUUGGAAAAAAACCCUGAACUUCUGGUAAAAUAGUGUCAAACUCAAUUCGAGAAGGAUGCAAAGUCACAAUGGACUAACAGAUUACUGGAUAACUGACUGGAUUACGAUGAGAGGGCAGAGGCUAAAGUUCAUGAGUCCAUUUGAAAGCCAGCACUAGCACUUCAAUUCCAUUGUUUUGGGUUCGAGGGGCAAAUGGCUUCUCUGCUCUAAAGAUCAAGUUUAAUACCUUCUUUUUAAUAAAGCUUAGAGUUAGAGCUGCUCAGAAUCACCUGAUCCAUCCUUUAGUCAUGGUGCUAUAGGGGAUUUCCCACAAUGCACUGAGCACCUCUCCUUGGCUCCCGUUUUCUUUUCUCUCCAUACAUUUAUAUGCCACCAUUAUAUGUCACUAAUGUUGUGUUCUCUCUCUCUCUGCUGUAGUUUGUGUUUUGUCCGCUGUGCCGGUAUCUCUUCCUGCACGUUUCUGGUCUCAGGUCAAUGACCUCACCAACCUCUCCACUCCACUGUUUAUGCUCUUUUGCUUGUUCUCUGACUGUUUCUUUCUGCUAUCCCUUUCUCUCUCCACUUUGCCCUCACUCCAACCCGAAGAGGCUGACAGCUGUCCUCAUUGACCCUGGUUCUGUCAGAGGUCCUCUGCCUCUUCCCCUUAAAAAGGAGUUUUUUCUUCCCACUGUCACAAAGUGUUCGCUCAAAGGGAGUCAUUAAAUUUGUGAAGUGCACCGGGAUGACUGGUGUUGUGAUUUGGCACUGUAUGAAUGAAACUGAAUUGAAACCAAAUACGCUAUGACUCAACAGACACUGCCUAUUUGAAAAAUGUUGUCACUGUAUGAUCAGAUUCAGACGCUGGUCCAACCAUGAGAACUCUGCAGUGGUUUAAACCUCCUGUUUCACUGGAUGUGACUAUAUUUAUAACACUAGUUAUAAAAACGGUUACACUGGCCUGUGUGGCAUUUUGUGGUGACUGGUCUCCAUGUCAGUUAUUUUAAAGAAUCUAAUCAGGUGUGGAGAGAAAACUCUUGGCUUAGCUGUACAGAAGAGGGUAAAAAAAUGUAAACAUUGAACUCUGCCAAGGCUGGUUUGGUUUAGGUUAACAGUAACCUAAACCAAACAUACCACUGGAAGGUUCCUCUGUCGUAAAAUGUGCAGAAAAUACUUGGCCCCGUUCUUGUGUUGUUAUGAACCUGUACUACACAUAUAUUUCCUCUCUGUGAGUAGAGGUGGCCUUGGUUUUGAAGCUGGACAGCUCCGGCCCUUCUUCUGUCUCUGGUUGUGAGAAACAUAAUCUGCCUUCUAGAGGCUCCAGUUACCUUAAAGAAGCUCAUCUCUGUUUCCCUAACUGUAUAUUUAGAAGUACAUCACAUACUGCGCAACUCACAUGGCACAUUCCAAAAAUCAGUCCUGCUGCCCUUGUCACAGCAGAGGCACACUACUUCUAUUACCCACAGGCUUAAUUAUAAAAGCAAAUUUAGUCUCUGCAUUCAAAGGAAAUUUAAAAAAAACUUGAAUACUGUUGUCUUUGUUGUAUGAGCUGUAGAAAUCAAAAAAAUGAGCUUACUUAUCUCAAUGCAGUUUCCAGCUUCUGUCACCAUGGUUUUGUGACUUUUAUGAGAAUUGUCUGCCUCCAGCCCUCUAACCCCGGUAGUCUGCCGACACUGUCUCACCGCUGAAGUCCUGCAGCUGAAGUAGUAAGUGUAUUAAUACCCUGGACACAUAGCAGAGAGAGAGAGAGCAAGUCUGCAGAGCCAUUCACCUGUUCCUCUUGCUGCACCCAUGGGGUUUAACUAUCUCCCUUUUCCUCUUAUUUGACACACACAAAGUGAAAGAUAAACACAGGACAAACAUGAAAAGUCAGUAUCACCUUGAUUCAUUAUAAGAAUGCAAAAAAGAUCACAGAAACACACAGCUUGGGUUUCAUUAUUACCUACACUCUAAAUAUCUCAUAUAUGACAGACCUUAACUGGUAUCAUCGCACUUGCUAUCUAAUGUUGUGGUUGUUGCCUAAUGAUCCUGAUGAUGAUUAUUGUGGAUGACCAGAGUGUGACUUGAAGUCCUGGUUUAGUGCCUCCAGCUGCUGUGUAAUCUGAGCCCCGGACAGCGACAGCCGGGGUGGGCGACAGUCGGGGUGUUUGGCAGGGGGAGAUUUAGGGCUCUUCCUCUCUGUCUUUACUCUCGCUCUCUGUCUCUCCCUCUCUCAAACUUUAUAUUUAAAUAUAGUGCCGAGAGGAGCAGCGGAGGGGUCUUGGAGCAUGAUGGCAGCACGCAGUUUUUGGAUAAUUUUUGGAGUCAUAACUAUUCUCGGGACUUUAACGGGUCUGGUGCAAUGCAACGAGGAGUCACAGCUGAUCAGCCACUUGUUUAAAGGGUACAACAAGAAUAUUCGGCCGGUGGUUCAUCCUGAAGACAGAGUGGAGGUUCAGAUCAAGCUGACUCUCACUAAUCUCAUUUCCCUGAAUGAAAAGGAGGAGACUCUUACGACAAAUGUAUGGAUUGAGAUUCAAUGGGCAGAUUAUCGCCUUGCCUGGAACGCGUCUGACUAUUAUGGCGUUACUGUCGUUCGUGUCCCAUACAACACUGUUUGGCUUCCUGACAUAGUCCUGGAAAACAACAUUGAUGGCAAAUUUGAUGUGGCUUACUAUGCCAACGUGUUGAUCACCAACGAUGGCUGGAUGUAUUGGCUGCCUCCCGCUAUCUAUCGCAGCACCUGUGCCAUUGAGAUCACCUACUUCCCAUUUGAUUAUCAAAACUGCACAUUAGCAUUCAGAUCCCAAACAUACAGUGCCAAUGAAGUGGACCUUAUCUUGGCUUUUGGUGAAACUGGGGAAACUAUUGAAUGGGUGGAGAUCGACCCUCAGGCUUUCACAGAGAAUGGUGAGUGGGCCAUUGUGCAUCGUCCAGCAAGGAAGAUGAUCGACACAAGGUAUUCCCCUGAUGACCUGGAGUAUCAAGAGAUCACAUUCAACCUGAUCAUCCAGCGGAAGCCCCUCUUCUACAUCAUCAACAUCAUCCUGCCCUGCUCCCUCAUCUCCUCACUGGUCGUCCUGGCCUACUUCCUACCUGCACAAGCUGGAGGACAGAAGCUGACUGUGUCCAUUUCUGUCUUGCUGGCUCAGACUGUCUUCCUCUUUCUUAUUGCUCAGAAGAUCCCUGAGACCUCUCUUUCUGUUCCCCUCAUCGGCAAGUACCUGAUCUUUGUGAUGUCCGUCACCACUUUGAUUGCUACUAACCAAAUAGUGGUGCUGAACUUCUCGUUGCGCAGCCCCAGCACUCAUACCAUGUCCCAUAGCAUCAAGCAUUUGUUCCUGGAAAUGGUACCUCGCUUCCUCGGCAUGUCUCCACUGGUGGAUGAUAGUGAGGUGAUGACAGAAGUAAAUGGGGUGAGGGAGAGGCGGCGCAGCUCCUUUGGCCUCAUGCAGAGAGCAGAGGAAUAUGUAAUGAAGCAACCUCGUAGUGAAAUGAUGUUUGACAAACAAAGGGAGAGGCAUGGUCUCACACGAUCAAUAGUGGACAAUAUAGAUGUUAGCAGCACAGCCAAUCUGUACAAGAGUUUGGCCCAAGCUGCACCUGAGAUUAAGCAAUGUGUAGAUGCCUGCAACUUCAUUGCUGAGAGCACGAGACAACAAAAUAACAUCGGCUCUGAAAUUGAAAGCUGGGUACUGAUUGGGAAGAUGAUUGACAAGGUGUGUUUCUGGGCUGCCUUUCUCCUCUUCAUCAUCGGCACCGUGGGGAUCUUCUUAACAGGACACUUCAACCAGGCCCCAGAGUUUCCAUUUCCCGGGGAGAGUAAAAAAUACGAUGGAUGGAAAUAAUAGUUUUUAAAAAAUUGUUUUGCUCUGCUGGGACCUUUUGAAGGUUCAUUGUGCCUCAUACUGGUGAGUAGUCUCGCUCACUGACAGACUCCCAGGCUAAUGGUUGAGUUAUGUCUUUGAGGCAGGAUUUAUAUAUACCACCCAAACUUAUCUUUAUCAACACUUCUCAAGCAAUUGAGAGGUUUCAAACUUGCAACUUAGUUCUAAGUUUGUCAGCUGGGUGUAAGUUCUUAGGAUGCAUUUAUUAAAUCGACUGGUUGGGUCUAGUUUAAAAAGUUGUGUUUCGAAUCAACAUAGCAAUAAUCAUCAUCAUAAAUAUCAUAUUAAAUACAAUUACUUUUGGUUUGUUUUGUGGUAUAUAUGACUCAGCUGUGUGCGUUUAGGUAAGCCCUGACGUCAGGUCAUAGCUGCAUUUGAAGACUGAACCAUGCUGAGAGAAUUCCUUGUAUUGCAGCACAGAACUACUCAACUCAAAACUGCUACAAGACUGUUUUUACAUGGAGCCAUAUACACUGUGCUGAACUGUGUGUAUUCAGAAAAAAAUCAUCACAUGGUUUUAUUUACAUGCUGUGUGCUAAUGCUACCCAUCAUCCAGGGGUUCAAAACAACCAUCCAUGUAUCACACUGAAAAACUGUGUCUAAAUACCCUGCAUGAUGUCUUAUGGGAAGAAACUGUGCAUGUAAAAUGAGCCAGGAAACUCUGAAUUAAAGCCUUAUUCUUCUUACUAUGACUUAUUUAUUAGGAAGUGUUGUUUGAGGUAGAUGGCGUAGUGGGAUAUUGUCUUGAUAUCAUUUAAAAAAAAUAAAUUCCUUAUUUUGUCCCUUA
Molecule: messenger RNA, 6040 nt
Organism: Acanthochromis polyacanthus (spiny chromis)
Lineage: Eukaryota; Metazoa; Chordata; Actinopteri; Pomacentridae
Gene: chrne
Product: cholinergic receptor, nicotinic, epsilon
Exons: 12
Coding region: 3655-5214 (519 amino acids)
Biological process (GO): chemical synaptic transmission; signal transduction; regulation of membrane potential
Cellular component (GO): synapse; neuron projection; postsynaptic membrane
Molecular function (GO): acetylcholine-gated monoatomic cation-selective channel activity; transmembrane signaling receptor activity
Source: RefSeq, a predicted model, not a curated record